Molecule: messenger RNA, 2391 nt
Organism: Drosophila navojoa
Lineage: Eukaryota; Metazoa; Arthropoda; Insecta; Diptera; Drosophilidae
Product: protein Skeletor, isoforms D/E-like
Source: RefSeq, a predicted model, not a curated record
UAUUGAAGCACCAAACCGAUUUGAUUAAGAAUCACAAUAUGAAUGGAACACCGCCUAAACUGAGUUUUGAAAUAACGAAAUCUUCGGAAAUAACCAAACUGAUUUCAGAUGGGAUCCGCGCUGCUGAGGCUCUCGAGGAGAGCCUACUGAGGAACCAAUCGAUCACCUCCGCACCACCGACACAGUUAAGAGAUAACAACAGCAGCAACAACAACAACAACAACAACGAUAAUAUUGGCUCUAGAAAACCAUCGAAACCAUUGCUGGCUCCAGCCAGACCGGAGAUUUUGCAAGGCGAAACUCAUUCACUGAAACCAUCAUCCUCAUCCACAACAUCGGUUCAUUCAAAGCUUCCCAUUUUCGCAGCACCGCAAUCACCACCUGUCAUUGUUAACUCUCAUUCGCAUCAGCGUUUACAAUAUCCGCAUCUGCACCACGCACACUAUCCAUUCCCUCAUCCACACCAUUUUCAUGCUCAUACUGCACAGCAAUUGCAUCACAAUCUAACUAGUAAUCUUCCAGCGCUGGCGCAAAAAACAAUUAGCCUAUCUGAAUAUCUGCGUCCCCCACAAAAUGCACCGCUCUUCCACCCUGUGAAGCUGCCCGGACGUCGACCCUUUCCCGGCCCCAUCAAGAAGGUGCCUGCCUCAAGGCCAGUGUUGCCGCAACAGCAUCCGCCGCCUGGUGGACUGCUGGCUCAGUCAUCGUUGAUUGUUAACCACUAUCGGAAACCAGUGCCCAGCCUGCUGAAGCCGUUCCUUAAGGAGAAACACUUUCCCAUACAGCCGAUAGCUGCUUCGGUUUUGUUAUUAGGUCAGCCGACGGAGCUCAGCGGCAUUGGACAGAGAAAACCCGAUGCCGCAGAGCGUGCCAAAAUCAAGUCGAAGCCCGUAAUCCCAUUGCCCGUGCCGUAUGUAGACCUCGAGCCUCAGUCUUCACUCAAGACCACUUCCUACUUUAAGUCAAACAACAAUGUGGAGCAGCCAAUUUUAAGCAGCACAACAACGACGAUAGUGCCAAUUAUUAAGCAUCCGAUCCCUGAUGAGCCAUCGCCCCAACAAAUUGCCAGCAUGCGUCCGGCAGUUAAUCAAGGAUUUAAACCAGAUUCCGUUGUGGUUGAGAGCGGGUUCCGCCCGAUUGUGCGUAAAGAUGGCAGCGGCGUACAGCUUCCACCUGAAUUGAUUGACCAGGUAGCUCACAGGCGCGAGGAUCCUGGCUCUGAAAUAGACGAAGUCAUGGAGACAGACACGCUUUUCCUAACCGCACAAAGUGGCACCAAUACCCAGAGCUUUGAGCCUAUGUUUAUACCCUCUCCCUUGGACAGCACCAAAGCAACAAUGCUAGCAUUGAGCGCUAAGGAAGAUGUCAUUGAGCCUGUUCCAGACGUUCCAUCUCCACUGAGAUUACCUUCAGUGGCAAUCAAGCACACACUCCCAGCGGCGGCUGAACUUAGAAAGCCAUCGCUCGAAGAGCUGUUUCUUGACGGGGACGAGGAUGAUACGCAAAGCGAAGCAAAGGGACAGGAUGAACGGAUCACGGCGACAAAUCAGCCAAAUGUAAUUGAGAAAGAACAAAACUCUUCAGAAACAGCCAUUGCAGCCGAUGAGGAUAUGGACUAUGAUGACAUAGGUAGCCUAUUCGAGCCAUCGGCGGAAGAGGAACACCACAUGCAGGACCGUUUAGACGAGGAUCUGGAAAUGGAUCCAGACGAAAAGGUAGCUGAAGCAGCCGAACGCAUUGAUACAUACUACUUGCCACCUGACAACCGGAAGAUACCGCAAUCUGGAGUUCCUAGCGGUGCCGUUUAUACCUUUGAUGGUAAAUCUGUAGUGGAUUCCACUCUGGUGCUGCCCCCGAAGUUGGACGGGCGCGACAGUGGACAUUCGCGUCACUCGCAUUACGGGCUAACCCCAUUAGAGAAGCUUAUACGUACCACUCCACAGUUUGGCGCCUAUCGCGGGGAACUUCCAGAAGAUUUCCUCUCGACCACUCAGGCAGGUGUGCAGCCGGAUCAUACGAAUCCAGUGCGUUUAAGUAGCAGCAGCACCGACAGCACUCUUCAUUCACAUUCAUCGCCAUCACUAACAUCGUCAUCGAGGCCCAUUUCGACCAAGUUGCACUUGCUCAAGCCCAACAUAAAUGAAAAUAGCACGUAGAUAGUGAGUUAGAAAGAGGCAGAGAGAGAGAGAUGGCAACACAGGUGCGCAAUAGUUUAAUUCAUUGAUAGAUAAGCAUUUACAACUGCAAGCAGUUAGUAAUUGAAUUUGUAUUCAUAACCACAUACAUACAUAUACCACAAAAAAUACCGUAUUAGAUGUAGUCACCUCUUUAUGUGUUUAAAUAUUAUGAUGCUCUUAAUUUUAAUAAAACACAAUUUUACAUACACAAUUA